Messenger RNA from Paramecium tetraurelia, 759 nucleotides. RefSeq lists its product as uncharacterized. Lineage: Eukaryota; Ciliophora; Oligohymenophorea; Peniculida; Parameciidae. The record is from RefSeq and is a predicted model, not a curated record. The transcript is spliced from 3 exons.
AUGAAUAACUAGGAUUAAUCCAUAAUGGUUGAUCAAGAAUUUAAUGAUAAGAAUCUAUUUAGUCAUUAUCAAAAAAUGAGAAAAACUAAUGCUAAAUUAAAUCCUAAUAUUCACCUUUAGGACUAUUAACUUAAUACUAUCAAUAGAUAUCAUAUAGGAUACCUAGACCAACCACAUAUUAAAUCUACUCAAAACAUUUCAAUCAAUAAGCUUCAAUUACAGAAGUGCAACUUGCAGAAGCCACUCAGUAAAGAACUCGAGAAAACUAAAGAACUUCUCAACCGAAACUCAACAGUCCUAGAUUUAAACUCCAAAAACAUGUUUCUCCAGAGGCAGUCAGGUUUAGGAAAGCUUAAACCAAUUACACAAAAGGAAAUACUAGUAAAUCCAAUCUCAUAGACAUAAAGAUUAAUUACUAAAAAAGCAAAUGAAACCCCUGUUAUUGAUGUACGCAAUAACAAUUACACAGAACAGAAGCCAGCCUCUUUUCGUUAUAAUGAUAUGCAAUUGAGUCAAUAUUUGGAAGAAUUUAAAUUGCUCAAGUAAGAAACUCUAAUAACAGUGAUUUAACCUCAUGUCUAAUAGAAAAUAAAUAGAAAUUCAUACAAUUACACUUAAACAUCAAACAGAUAAUAAACAAUUAAUCAUUAUUAUCAUAGUAUAGUCCCAAAAAGUAAAGUAAAACAAAGAUAAACUAAUAAUGAUUCCUAAAAACAGAACCUAACUCUAAGUGGAUGGAGUGAUUAUUCAAAUAAAUGA